Messenger RNA from Plasmodium yoelii, 510 nucleotides. RefSeq names its product conserved Plasmodium protein, unknown function. Lineage: Eukaryota; Apicomplexa; Aconoidasida; Haemosporida; Plasmodiidae. The transcript has a single exon. The coding region runs from base 1 to 510 and encodes 169 amino acids. The record is from RefSeq and is a predicted model, not a curated record.
AUGAGUUCUAACAAAUUUAACGAAAAAAAAAGAUAUUUUAAUAUGUAUGGGGAUACCCCAAAUUCCACAAACGUCAACUCCACAAAUGUCAAUUCCACAAACGUCAAUUCAACAAACGUCAACUCCACAAACGUCAAUUCAACAAACGUCAAUUCAACAAACGUCAAUUUUCAAGCACCUCCACCCCCUCCAGAUUUACAACAUAAUAAUUUUUCCUAUAUCCCUCAAAACCCUUUUGAUAAAAAAGCAGGAUAUAUUUCCAAUAAGAAUUACCCUAAAAUGGUAAAUACGAAUGAGUAUAAUUAUAAAAAUAAUAGCAAUAAUAAUAGCUAUAGCAAUAAUAAUAGCUAUAACAAUAACAACUAUAACAAUAAAAGAUUUAUGAAAAAAAAAAAAAAUUAUCAUAAAUUUUCAAAAAAUUCAAAUAAUGAAUGUUUUAAUCUUAAGGAAGCAUUAGUAAAUCCAUGGCUCCAUUUAUAUCCAAAAUAUCCAAACUUUAAUUUUGUUUAA